CGGGAGGAGAGAAAAAAUCUCCAGUCAGGCUGUCGCCAGUGUUAGUAUUAGACGCUGCUGUCUUAGGAAGUAUUCUCCAUAUGAUGCUCCUCAUCUUUGGCUAUAUCUUUUUGACUUAUUAAAAAGACUAAUCAGGAGUAUUGCAUGAGCCAUGGCCACAUUGAACAGUUUAUUUUCAUUCACAAGUCCUGCAGUGAAGAAACUUCUUGGUUGGAAACAAGGAGAUGAAGAAGAAAAAUGGGCUGAGAAAGCUGUGGAUUCGUUAGUGAAAAAACUGAAGAAGAAAAAAGGUGCCAUAGAGGAAUUGGAGAGAGCACUCAGUUGCCCUGGACAGCAAAGUAAAUGUGUCACUAUACCAAGGUCUUUAGAUGGACGAUUACAGGUGUCUCAUCGCAAAGGGUUGCCUCAUGUGAUAUAUUGUCGUGUCUGGAGGUGGCCAGACUUGCAAUCUCACCACGAAUUAAAGCCUCUAGAGAUGUGUGAAUAUCCUUUUUCUGCUAAACAGAAGGAAGUGUGCAUAAACCCUUACCAUUAUAAAAGGGUGGAAAGUCCUGUUUUGCCACCUGUUCUGGUCCCCAGGCAUAGUGAAUAUCCUCCUGGCCAUCCUAUGCUGACUGUAUUUCCACAAGUUUCGGAUGCUUCCAUGCCUCAUAAUGUCAGCUUCUCAGCUCAGGGUUUCACUUCUCCCAGCCCCAGUAGUUCAGCUCUUUCUUCGGGUAUCAGUGUUCCUUCUCCCUCUACUAGCAUCAACAACUCUGCUCCAAAUAGUCCUUUUGGACUCUCUGCAGAAACACCUCCUCCUGCUUACAGCCCUCAAGAUGAUAGUCAGCAUGCAUUGGAUAACAGUCAUCAAACAAUGGAUACUACAACUCUGCCUCAAGAUGCUGAUGUUGCUCCUGUCACAUACCAGGAGCCUAAAUUCUGGUGUUCCAUUGCUUAUUAUGAGCUAAAUUCACGUGUAGGAGAAGUGUUUCAUGCUCAAAACCACAGCAUUGUUGUGGAUGGUUUCACUGAUCCCUCCAACAAUCAGAGUCGUUUUUGCCUUGGCUUGCUCUCUAAUGUAAACAGGAACUCAACCAUUGAAAAUACUCGCAGGCAUAUUGGUAAAGGAAUCCAUUUGUAUUACGUGGGUGGAGAAGUAUAUGCUGAAUGUUUGAGUGACAGCGCUAUUUUUGUCCAGAGCCGGAAUUGCAAUCAUUCCCAUGGCUUUCAUCCAACGACUGUGUGUAAAAUACCACCGGGAUGUAGCUUGAAGAUAUUUAAUAACCAGGAUUUCGCUCACCUUUUAACUGAUGCAGUGAAUCAUGGCUUCGAAGCUGUAUAUGAACUUACUAAAAUGUGUACCAUCCGAACUAGCUUUGUGAAAGGAUGGGGGGCAGAAUAUCAUCGACAGGAUGUCACUUCCACACCCUGUUGGAUUGAGAUCCACUUGAAUGGACCUCUGCAAUGGCUAGAUAAGGUCCUCACCCAAAUGGGUUCCCCACACAACCCAAUAUCCUCAGUCUCAUGAUAUCCAUUUUCUUUCAUUUUUUUUCUUUUGGAGUGAUAGCAAAAAAACAAUACAUUAUAGACAUGUAUUCUCAUAUAACAAAUGCUCAUUCAUCUUCAUGUGCAUGAUUUUAUAAGAAAAUGUCAUCAGUCAUUUUAUUUUUAUCCUUUAGCUCUACUUUUUAACUAUUUCUUUCUUCCUCUCCUUAAAUAUAGUCCUCAUUUGUUAAACUUUGUUACUUUAUAGUUUAUUUUUUAUUUGCAAGAAAUGAAGUUUAUUUUGAGAACUGUGUAUUUUAAAAGAUAGUUAUUUUUAUCAGCUUGUAAAAAGCAUAAAAAUUCUUAAGAUAACUUUUUAAUUUUGAAAAAAAAAUUCUCGGUGAAUUAUUAAUUUAAAAAAUGUCUCCCUCCCCUGCCCUUUUAGUUUUAGUAUUGUUUUCUCUUCAAAGUCUCUGGUUUGGAAGAUGAAAAUUUCAUAUUUGGUUAUGUCCCUCAUCUGAUCCAUUUUCUAUUUUAGGUUAGAUUCACUUUUUGAUGGGCAAUUCUUAUGUACUUUAUGACAAUGAAUGCAUGCAUUUCUUAAUAUAUAAUCAUGAAAAAAACAUUGCACACUAUCAUUCACUAGAUGCAAUUAAAUUGGCUGCUUCCUGUCUUUUCUAUCAAAUUAUUUAUUUUAUUGAAAAAAAUAUUACUAUGAAACAGCUGUUUUGUUUAUUUCAAUAAGUUUAUUUAUGGGAAUGUAAUUUUUAAUCCUUUCAAAUUCUGUAAUUUAUUUCCCGCCUUCUGCUAGGUUUAGUGAAUUCAUUGUUCUCUUACUAUAUUUUGCAUUUGUUAUUGUUUAAAAUUGCCAUAGCAUUUGAAGCAUCUCUAUUGUUGUUAUGUUGAACUUGUAUUGCUUUUUUGUAUGUGUUAGUGUUUUCAACAAUUAAAAGCUUAUUUGCUAAGAGCUUGCGAUUUGAGCACUGGAUUGUGAUGUUUAUGUAAAAAUGAAAUGGUGCUGUAGUUUUUUUUUUUUUUUUUCUUAAAGUUAAAUAUUGUAUUUUUAUAUGAUGCAAGCUCAUUGUGAGAUUUUUUGCUUCCUUGUAAAAUUAUGACUAUAAAAGUCAGUUAUGUUUUUUAAAAAAGCUGCUUAUUUUGUUAAAUGAUCAAAAUGAACCUACUGAGGUCUUUUUAAUGUACAUUUGUAAUAUUUGCAUGCGAUUUUUGCUUUCUAUUUUAUGGUUCUUUUAUAAUGUAGUGUUUUUUAUUGCUGAGAUGUAAAUUAUUUGUAUAAAAUUGUUAUUUGCUCCUGUCAAGAAAUUAUGGUAUUAAUGGUAUGUGUAGAAAAACCAUAAUUUGUUUUAUAUUUCCUACCUUCCUUUUGUUUUUCAUUUUUAUUGUGCCACAAUCUUUCUUUUUCAAUGAUUUUUUUUUUUUUUUUGUAUGUAUUUGUGUUACUAUGUGCAUUGUGUUGCAUUUACAUUAAGGGCUUGAAAAAGUAUAUUUUUGCAUUUUUUUUUAAUACCUUAAUGGAAAGUUUGAUUUAAUGUUUGUGCUGUAAUUAAAUCAUAAAUCAUUUACUUUGAUUUUUUUCCCUUAAUUUUUUUCAGGUUAGUGGCAGUAUUUUUUUUUUUUUUUUUUUUUUUUUUUUUUUUUAAGAAUAAUGCAUAAAAAUUGAUCAACACAGUUACUAUCAUGGAUUUGUAAAUUAAAUUAAUUAAAAAGUACAUUAAUUUAAAACAAACAGCAAAAACAAAUUAUAUUAUUUUUCUUUUCUGCAUUAUUUAUGAGAAUAAAAAAAAAACAUUUUUACAAAAAAAAAAAUGUUGCUAGUUUCUUAAUGAUUUACAACAAUUCAUAUUUUCUGUCAGAUAAUGUAUUUCUAAAAAAUGAGAUUUGCAAUUAAAAAUUCCUUUUUAAAAUCACACUAUGAUCUGAGGGGUUUUUUUUUUCUCUCUCUCUCUCCUUCUAACAUCUAUUUUAAUUCAUCUCAAACCUGAUUUUUUAUUGUUUUUUUAAUGAUUGAUCUUUUUACUAAUGAUUUUUAAUUUAUUCUGUUUGACUUCGAUCUCUGCACCCAACUCCCUGAUUUUUUAUACAUCUAAAUUGCUUCAUGCAUAAACAUAUUCUUGCACUGUGCUGUAUAUUAGUUUUUAAAAUUGGUAGGCCACUAAUUAGAUUAUCAUUCACAUUUGCCACGUCUAAUGCCUUAUUUCUGCCUGCCAUUUUUCGUUUGCUGUGCAGAGCCUAAUUUUUAAAAAAAAUUGUGAAGAGAAAGUAUUAUAUACAAACAUAUUUUUUAUAGAAAUUUGCUUGUAUUUUUUGCAUAACUUGCAUAGAUAAAGGAAGUAAUUUAAUAUUGGAAUCUUUAAUGGAAAUAUGCUUGUAUAUUUUUUUAGCUAAAUGUGAAUGAAAAAAUGUAUUUUAUUCAGAAACAAAUUCUUAUGCAUUCCUGAAUGGUCUGGUUAUUACAAUGAUUAUGAACUUUGUAGUUAUUCUUCUGCAGUGUUUUGAAACUUGGUAAAUUUAUAAGCAAGUGUGGAAUUUACAAAUACUUCAGUUUUAAAAUCAAACAUAUACUGCUGUUUAAUCUACAGCAAUACUUUUUUUGCACAGUAGUUCAAAGAUGUUUAUUUGCAUUACAUUGCCAUUAAACAAUCUGUUGUCACAUUUAAUUGAAAAGUAGGGAUUUAAAAAACAGGAAAACUAUUUAAAAGAGGUCUUGAAGGCUAAUUUUUUUAAAUUUGAAAUUAACACUCAAAUUUUGAUAUCAGUCGGUAUAAAUGUAAAAUCUGUGCAGAACCUUGUAAUUAUUUUCUCUUUGAUGCUCAUGUCUUUACGUUUGAAAAUUCUGCCAAUGCCAUUAAAAACGUUUUUUGCUUGUAUUUGUAAUUAUUUCUUUAUUAAAAACGAUUCCUAUCAUUUUUAUUGUUUUAGUAAUUUAGGAAUGCAUUAAUCAAUGAAGUACCCAAAGUGUAUGUGCAAUAUUUGUCUGUGUUCUGUUUUGUAUAACACUGUUAUGCACAUUGUAACUCUUUAUACUGCUAAUAAAUACUUUUGUAUGACA
Molecule: messenger RNA, 4534 nt
Organism: Argiope bruennichi
Lineage: Eukaryota; Metazoa; Arthropoda; Arachnida; Araneae; Araneidae
Gene: Mad
Product: protein mothers against dpp-like
Exons: 9
Coding region: 152-1510 (452 amino acids)
Biological process (GO): cell differentiation; transforming growth factor beta receptor signaling pathway; anatomical structure morphogenesis
Cellular component (GO): heteromeric SMAD protein complex
Molecular function (GO): DNA-binding transcription factor activity, RNA polymerase II-specific; RNA polymerase II cis-regulatory region sequence-specific DNA binding; I-SMAD binding
Source: RefSeq, a predicted model, not a curated record